AUGCACGUCAUCCGAGUCCUCGAUAGAAGACUUGCUCAUGGAAGCAAGAAGAACAAGGUAGGACGUCAUCGGCUAGCCGAGACAAGAAGACAACAGCCUUUCAACGUUGUCUAUGAUACCGGAGAAGAACUGUUCCUCGGAACAUGCGACGGUAGAGUCGGCGGCGUCGGCGUUCUAGUCAACACGAGUUUGUCCAUGAGCAUCGAUUCAUUCGAACAGCUUACAACCCGAAUCGGACGUUUACGAUUAAAAAGAUGUGGAUCAAUACCGGCUUUGACAGACUUCGUCGUUUACACGCCGACAUCAAACAAUGACGAAGAAGAAGUCGAAGCGUUCAACAUGGACUUCUAG
Molecule: messenger RNA, 351 nt
Organism: Angiostrongylus costaricensis
Lineage: Eukaryota; Metazoa; Nematoda; Chromadorea; Rhabditida; Metastrongylidae
Source: the annotation of a GenBank genome assembly